AUAGCGAACAAUGACGUAGAUAUAAAAUCACAGGAGUCAUAGAACUUAAUGAGAACAAUAAUGACUCAAAAAAUUAUCACGUAUUCAUUUAGUUGCUACUAGUGAAUUUAUCAUACGUUUCGAGUACGUUGAGGAACAGUUGGGAGAACGUUGAUAAAAGACAGGAACCAUUUAUAACACAGUUGAAACAAUAAAGCCUUACGAUUAAUGGCACGGAUUUUUCAUCGUUAGCAUAUAACGGAAUUUGCCAAUCGUCAUCCGUGUAACACAUUUCAUUACGCGUAAUGCAAGAAUGCAAACGUAUACGUAAAGAUAUCGCGAUGAUUCUUUCUUAGGAUAUACGUUCUUACCGGAGUUUCGUGCGACAGUAGAGAGAUACGAGUGUGUCCUCGUUAUCAGUGAACUUAGGAACACGCCCCGCGCUGUUGAAGUCAAACCGGCCGAACCCAACCCCCCUUGAUAUGUAUAGAACGUAAUGUGUCAUCUUUCACGUGUUUCCGUGAAUCUUUUAUAGAAAAAGUGAACCGUCGGAGGGUGUACGACACUGAUAGAUUUCAGACGGGACGCGAGAUUUUCGUAGCUUCUUUACAAGAUGUCGGGAACGUUGAAGCCUUAUCUGACAGCAGUGAGGCGAACUCUCACCGCCGCUAUGUGUCUUGAAAAUUUUUCAUCUCAAAUCGUCGAGAAGCACAAUAAACCCGAAGUCGAAGUGAGAGCGAGUAAGGAGCUCCUUCUUACUCCGAUAUUGAUAAGUAGAAACGACAAGGAGAAGGUGCUGAUCGAGUCCAGUAUAAACAGUAUGAGAAUAAGCAUCGCUGUGAAACAAGCAGAUGAUUUAGAAAAGAUUCUGUGUCAUAAUUUCACAAGAUUCAUGACAAUGAGAGCGGAACACUUUGUUAUUCUUAGGAGGAAGCCGAUAGAGGGUUACGACAUUAGUUUUUUAAUCACAAACAUCCACGUAGAACAAAUGUACAAACACAAAAUCGUAGACUUUAUCAUUCAUUUCAUGGAAGAGAUCGACAGAGAGAUCAGCGAAAUGAAAUUGUCGAUGAACGCUAGAGCUCGCAUAUGCGCGGAAGAAUUCUUAAAAAGGUUUUAAUUCCUGGGACAUGGUGUGUUACGAACAUAGCAAUAAUUGCAAAUUCCAGGUCACUAAAAGUAACAAUGCUCGUAAACUACGCUGGUUAAUAACAGUUAGAAAUACUUUUAGGAUAUCUUCCUAAAUUACUCUAAGCAGCCCUUUAUCCGAAUAACGAUCCCUGUUGUUCUCCGAUUACAAAAUCCAUUAAAUAACUUUCUCGAUCGAUCGACGUUAUCUCCAGCUGUGUAACGAAUAACAAGUCUGACGUACAUGUAAGUACAAAACGGUAUAUUAAUCGAAUGCGUAAUCGCGAAUGGUAGGAAAAGAUCGCAUCGAAGAGAGUGUAUUUCUUUCUUUCAAAGAAGGAAACGAAACGGUGAACUGGCAUCUGUUCAAAAAGCGUCGUUCUAAAACUAAUUUUAAUGUUCUUUAAAUCUGGGAUAUAAAUAUCGAACACGACGAAAUUGUGAAAACUACUUUACAAACUUUACAAGCGACGAGGAUAGUUGUUUCGUAGGAGGAAUCAGGUAGGCCUUUCGAGUUUUAGACUUUUUCAAUCUCGUAGUCGUCUUAUGAAUUUUUACAUAAUCAGUCCAUAGCGUACAUUUUUAUGGCAACUCACCAACGACGAAGUUGUUCGUAAACUGUAGAUACACAGACUGACGUUUGAGUGAUCUUUUCACGAGCGGACCUUCUUUUUACCAAGGUACUUGGGUGAUCCGUUGAACGAUACACUUAUAAUUUAAUGGUAACAUCGCGUACUUUUACAAAUAAGUGUAGCACAAUGGGAACGAAAAUAUAGCACGAUAGGAAAGUUUAUUUCGUCGGAUACCAGGGAAUUUUUAAGAGUCAUUCCUAAUCGCGAAGUUAUCGGUUAUAUCGAGCAUCGUUGACACUAGUAAUUAUAAAAGCAACUGACGUCCACCGUGACUGGAUACCGUAAUUUGUCGAACAACUGCCAAAACACUAUUUAGCAUAGCAAAACGAUCGAGGGACUGUUGUUACACUCGUCUCGAACGUUACGAUAACGCUAAGGAGCUAGGAGGUACAUUUUAUUGUAAUUACGAGGAAAGUUAUAUCUUUAUCGCCGUAUCGUAUAUUUAUAACGAACAAAGUAUCACGCGUUAACGAAUUUUCACUAAUUUCCAGCGAGAGUCGUGUUAGAACUCGAGGAGAACGCCGCGAUUGUUCUGUUUUCCAGUUUCGAUAGAUAGGUCGUGGUCACGUAUCUUUUAUUCUUGUACGUGUUUUCCCGUUUAGGCGGUCGAAGAUUGACAUUUGCUUUCUCGAAAAGCGUCUUUUCGAACGAACCGUGGGAACGAGUCGGUGGUGUAUGCGAAAAGCGUGCAAUUCCUUUUGCAUUUAUAAAAUUCUAUUUAUCUUACGAAUCAUUGUAACCAUACGAUUUAAUACUAAUGUAAAUAUAAAUAAACGAGAAGAAGCAUCGUCAA
Molecule: messenger RNA, 2532 nt
Organism: Hylaeus volcanicus
Lineage: Eukaryota; Metazoa; Arthropoda; Insecta; Hymenoptera; Colletidae
Gene: Arpc4
Product: actin-related protein 2/3 complex subunit 4
Exons: 4
Coding region: 593-1099 (168 amino acids)
Biological process (GO): actin filament polymerization; Arp2/3 complex-mediated actin nucleation
Cellular component (GO): actin cytoskeleton; Arp2/3 protein complex
Molecular function (GO): actin filament binding
Source: RefSeq, a predicted model, not a curated record